CUUGAUGAGAAAUAUCCUCUAAAAUAUAUUGACACUACAUACACACUUCAGCAAGAAAGUUUGGCUAUCAAUGCUAAAUACAUGACAGUGUAUGUGUGAGUGGUAGUCGCUCACAAUGUGGUUAUACAAAUGCCUCAAUGCCAUCAUUGUGUUAGAUAGUGUUGAAACCCUCUCUGUCUGCUCAGUCGUACUUCUUAUUUAAGAAAUAUAUACUUUAAGUUCACUAAGAAUACACUAAACUGACUCUUGCUUAUAUUACAGAAUUAUAUAUUCCUGUCCAUUCAGUUUUAACAAAAUGUUUACUUCAAGCUAUGGAGACAUCAUGAAUUCAACUUUAGAAGUCACAGAUUAUCCUGAAAACUCAAGCACCAAAGGCUAUGACUAUGACUCUGUCACUGAAAGCCCUCCCAGCGAGUCAGUAUCACACUGCAGGGAAACAAUAUGUGUAAUCACUGUUAUUUUAAAAGUGAUUAUUUUCCUGCUUGGUAUCGUUGGAAAUGGAGUGGUGAUCUGGAUUGCUGGUUUUAAGAUGAAGAAGUCAGUUAACACCACCUGGUACCUGAGCCUGGCCUUAUCUGAUUUCAUUUUCUGCAGUACCCUCCCUAUAACCAUUGUCCAUACAGUUACAGACAAGUGGUCAUUUGGUCUCUUCAUGUGCAAGUUCGUAUCCUUUGUAAUGUUCCUCAACAUGUACAGCAGCAUCUUCAUUCUCGUCAUUAUAAGUGUGGACCGUUGUUUGACCGUCAAGUUUCCUGUAUGGGCCCAAAAUCAUCGUUCUAUACUCAAGGCUUCGGUUGUAGUUGCGGUGACUUGGCUCAUGUCGGUUUUGCUUAGUAUACCACCACUGAAAACCAGAAGAAUUGAUAAGACAUCAACGAUAUGUUACAACGAUUACGAGGGAGAUCACAAUCAUCAAACUGUUGUGCUCCUUCGAUUUACUUUGGCGUUUUUAAUCCCAUUGCUCAGUAUUUGUUUCUGCUACUCCAUCUUGAUUUGCAAACUUAGGGCAAACCAAUUAUCCAAAUCCAACAAGCCCUACAAGAUCAUGACACUUUUGAUUGUGACUUUUUUCCUCUGCUGGAUGCCAUUUCAUAUUGUUGCUAUAUUAGAGCUCGGCGCAUCUAAGGGUAGCGAAGCCUUUAAGGCAGCCAUUCAAUCAGCCCAAAAAAUAACGGCUACUCUUGCCAUCUCAAACAGCUGUCUAAACCCAUUCCUAUAUGCAUUUAUGGCCAAGGAUUUAAAGAAGAAAUGCUAUUCGUUCCUGUCAAAGAUUGAAAGUGCCAUCGAUGAGGAGACCCGAAGCGGUUUCAAAGGAACUUCUAUUACCAGUACUGGGGAUAGACUGUCCACUGCUGUCUGAAAAUGUAAACGUUUAUGAUAAUAUGAGACAAAACAGAGCAGUUAUAAAUGGUAUGUAAGCCAAGAUUUUGUAAACUAAAAAUGGAUACAUUUUUCCAACAAACUCAAAUACUUGUAAAACUUGUCACAACACCAUAACAUCACCCCCAAACUAGUAAAUCCCAGAUUGAGGAUGCUCUUGUUUUUUAAAGAUGUACAAAUGUAACAAAAAUGCUAUUUGUGUAUUUACACUUGUGUAUACUGUACAUCCUAUGUAUCCGUCUGCCCGUCUGUCUAAAUAAGAAACAUCUGUCAUUUUUACCCACAUGCUGCCCAAAACAUUAUAAGUAACGUCAUAACAUCAUAAGUUCUUAACUGUUGCUUUAUAAACUCUGUAAUGGGAUUAUUGUAAUUUUAAUGGAGUUUGAAAACCCCUGGUCUAAAGGUGGAAUUUGUAAGAUAUUUGCAGUAAAAUGUCCAAAAACCACUAGGCCAGUGUUAUUUUGUCCAGCUGAUUACUAUCAAUAUCUGUAAUGUUUUCAACUACUUGUAAAUCGUGAGAAAAUUGCCAUUCAAAACAUUGACACGGGGCAGUGCAGUCUCCUGUCAAUGACGUUAAUAUCCAUGUGACCCUUUGUCACCGCCUUUACUGACGUAAAAAACACAUGAC
Misgurnus anguillicaudatus (oriental weatherfish) is the source of this 2008-nucleotide messenger RNA. Lineage: Eukaryota; Metazoa; Chordata; Actinopteri; Cypriniformes; Cobitidae. The record is from RefSeq and is a predicted model, not a curated record.